Messenger RNA from Bactrocera latifrons, 3111 nucleotides. It is a transcript of the gene RanBPM, whose product is annotated as ran-binding protein 9. Lineage: Eukaryota; Metazoa; Arthropoda; Insecta; Diptera; Tephritidae. Gene Ontology annotation, cellular component: cytoplasm. The record is from RefSeq and is a predicted model, not a curated record. Gene Ontology annotation, biological process: cytoskeleton organization; cell surface receptor signaling pathway. Gene Ontology annotation, molecular function: protein binding.
UUGACUAAUUUCAACAUUUUUAAGCCAUAAAAAAUGGAUACUGAUAACGAUAAUGAACAACUGAACUCUUCGUCGACGAGCAGCAGUAACAAUAGCAGCAGCAGCAAUUUGCUCGCAAAUUUACCUAUGCUCCCAAUAUUGCAGUCAACUGAUAAUGAUGGUGGCGGGCAUUUCGCAGAGCCCGAGGCACUACCGGAGCCCUUGGACGAACGCAUCGGUGCAGUUGRAUUGCCACAACCGCCAUCACCAUCACCACCGCCACCACCAACACCACCACAGCAACAACUUCAUACGGCAGGUCAUUUGCCGGACAAUUCAGUUUUCGCUUCACCCCUCUUAUUCAAUAACAAUACCACCCCACCUCCUUCAUCCUCCUCAUCAUCAUCGUCGCCAACAUCAUCGUCACACAAUCUUCAGCUAUAUCAUCAUCAGCAAGAACCACAACAAUUACAACAAGAACAACUACACUCUGAACAUGCGCUUCAUUUUGAACAUUCUCCCUCUCCCUCCCUCCAGCAACACGCACUACUACCACCACCGCCAUCACCACCACCACCACUCGAACAAGAGCAGCAGCAGCAUCAACAACAACAACAACCGCCGAUUCCGGAAGCAGCAGCCAUAGUACAGCACCAGCAAGCCCUUGAGCUAGAGGACAUUCAAGAAGAACUCCAAUUAACGCAUCCAUGUGCUUUUGUAGACAAUAGUCCGAUUGCCGAUACGAUUGAUGCAUCCGCAUUAGAAUCAGCUGCGAGUGAAGCUAUUGGACUGAACGCUGACAUUGCAACAACUAGUCAACAGCAGCAGCAGACACAGCCACAACGCCCGUGUCUACAGCAGGAAGAACAACCAGUGGUUAGUUUGAGUGGUGCUCAACGCUCGACACUGAGCGUAAUAGGAGAAGGUGCAGCUGGUAGCAGCGCAUCUAACAUACGUAACCAAACACCUCCAAUAUCACUGCCAUUGCUGUUGCAAGAAGAGGACGACGAAGACGAGGACGCCGACGCCGACGACGAAGAAAAUCUUAGUGGCGAACAACAACGCGUUCGAGCACCAAAGUCACCUGCUGCACUAACGUACGCUACGCAUUUUACACACCAUCCAUUCACGCACCCACUAAACCACCACCACCAUCAUCAUUAUUAUCCCAAUUUUGGUGGCUGUAUAAAUAAUUCACCAUUUGCGUUUGACAUACCUGCUUUGUCCGGUGGGGGCGACAGCAUCAGCAUCAGCAGCAAUAAUAACAAUAAUAGCGGCAUUAGCUUUAUCAGCCAAAUAAAUCCCAGUAACGGCGCGAAUACAAACGCAAUACUAACAGCAAGCAUGCUUGGGAGCAGCAGCAAUAGCGACAACCCGUCCGGCGGCGGCGGCGGCRGUGCCACUGCCCUAUCAAGCAACAUCACUUGCGCUGGCGUUGGUGCCCACAGCAGUAGCAAUCAUAAUCAUCAUUCGCGUCAGCAAGUGACCGAUCGCCUAAAAAUGCUCUAUCCAAAUGUGAACGAAGCUGAAACUCCACUGCCACGCUGCUGGAGUCCACACGACAAAUGUCUAUCUAUUGGACUAUCGCAGAAUAACCUACAUGUACACUAUAAAGGCGUAGGUAAUAAGCACGACGGUCCUGCCUCUGUGCGCACAGCUCAUCCGAUUCCACCCGCCUGUGGCCUAUACUAUUUUGAAGUGAAAAUCAUAUCGAAAGGUAAAGAUGGUUACAUGGGUAUCGGUUUGACAGCUCAGCAAUUUCGCAUGAAUCGUUUACCAGGUUGGGACAAGCAUACGUAUGGUUACCAUGGUGACGAUGGCAAUUCAUAUGCGCAAUCCAAUACUGGUCAAUCGUAUGGACCGACAUUCACAACUGGCGAUGUAAUCGGUUGCUGUGUGAAUUUUGUGGAUAAUUCAUGUUUUUACACAAAGAAUGGCAUUGAUCUUGGUGUCGCGUUCAGAGAUUUACCGUGUAAACUAUAUCCAACGGUGGGCCUACAAACGCCUGGUGAGGAGAUCGAUGCCAAUUUUGGCCAGGAGCCAUUCAAAUUUGAUCAAAUCGAAGAUAUGAUGAAGCAAAUGCGUGCUCAAAUGAGGACCGCCAUCUAUGAUUUCCCCAUGACACUCGAUCAGGGUGAUCCAACGACACUGCUACACAAAAUGGUAUCAUCAUAUCUCUUGCACAAUGGUUAUAGUCAAACUGCAGAGGCAUUCGCUCGCACCACUGGUCAAACAUUUCAAGAGGAUAUUUCAUCGAUUCGAAAUCGUCAAAAAAUAUUAAAACUUGUAUUAUCCGGCAAAAUGGGUCACGCCAUUGAGCAUACGCUGCGCUCUUAUCCGGGUUUAUUAGAGAAUAACAAAAGUCUUUGGUUCAUGCUGAAGUGCAGACAGUUCAUAGAAAUGGUGAAUGGCUCAGAUAUUGAGACAACGCCACCGAAUCAAACAUCGGUCAUACAGUCAACCAAAUCAUAUCAGAAUGGUAAGAGCACAGUAGCACAUAAUAAUGCACAGACUAUGGUGACAACAUCAACUACAACAACAAAUUCAGCUGUGAUAAAUGCCGAUAAUCAUGCGCAUCAACAGGAACUGAAAAACACAUCUGUUUCGGAUGAGAACUGCUCUGGUGAUGCGAUUUCAAUUAAUAAUAAAAACAAUAGCACCAAUAUCGAUUAUUUGAAGCAACUCAUGCAAAAACGGCAGUUCCAAUUUCAAUAGUUCUUUAGACGUUGAUGAAGAAAUGGACAUCGACGUAUCACCUUCCGCACAGAAAUAUAGUCAUGGCAUCGAACGGAUAUUGGAAUUCGGCAAAGAGCUAUCUCAAAUGGGACAGCAAUUGGAGAAGGAGAACAAAUUGAACGAUGAGGAUCGACAAAUGUUGGAAGAUGCAUUUAGUUUAAUCGCCUAUUCAAAUCCCUGGUCCAGCCCGUUGGGUUGGCAACUUUGUCCCACGAAACGAGAAAACGUAUGCACAGCACUUAAUUCCGCUAUUUUAGAAUCGAUGAACUAUCCACGUCGCCCGCCACUUGACGUGUGCGUAGCGCACGCCGCUGAAUUGCUUAAGGUGAUGGCUCGGGAAUCGCUCGGUGCUUGUGCGUUCGUAAAUAUCGAAGAUGUCUUUCCACAAAAUUGACC